UAUUUGUGUUGGUUAAAAGAAAUUAAGAACAAAACACGUAAUUAAUUGUUAAUUGCCUUUAAAGUAUUGAUCGUCUAGAAAAUAAUGUCUCAAGUAAAAUCAAACAAAAAGUUCAAGUGGGCCCUAGACUUUAACCCGAAAAACAAAAUUCAAGCAACUGAACUACCUUACCCUCCGGGUUAUAGUCAAUCAUCCAACGCGAGCUACACGGAAUCUUCAAAGGAUACCGAUUCAAACAUGCUGCUGAUUAAAAAGUUAUGGGAUGUAGCUUUAGGACCACUAAAGCAAGUACCAAUGAAUCUAUUCAUCAUGUAUAUGGCUGGGAACUCCAUUUCCAUCUUUCCUAUCAUGAUGGUAGGAAUGUUGAUAGUGAGACCAGUCAAAGCUCUAUUUUCUACUCAGAGCACUUUCAAAAUGGUAGAAGGUACCCAAGCAGUUGGUCAGAAGAUUGUGUACUUUAUCGGAAACAUCGUCAAUAUACUUUUAGCACUAUAUAAAUGUCAGAGUAUGGGCUUGCUCCCUACACAUUCCAGUGAUUGGUUAGCUUUUGAAGAACCUCAAACAAGAGUAGAACACAUUGGUGGAGGUAUGUCUUUACUGUGAAUUCAGUAAUCUGUGAAUUCAGUAAUAAUAAACAAAGUUCAGUUUUGUGUACUUUAUUUAAAUUAUCAUUGUAUAGAACUAAUAAAUGGUAUUUACAGAAUUA
Molecule: messenger RNA, 706 nt
Organism: Plodia interpunctella (Indianmeal moth)
Lineage: Eukaryota; Metazoa; Arthropoda; Insecta; Lepidoptera; Pyralidae
Gene: EMC4
Product: ER membrane protein complex subunit 4
Exons: 2
Coding region: 85-603 (172 amino acids)
Biological process (GO): protein folding in endoplasmic reticulum
Cellular component (GO): EMC complex
Source: RefSeq, a predicted model, not a curated record